Messenger RNA from Botrytis fragariae, 1125 nucleotides. RefSeq names its product putative gnat family protein. The record is from RefSeq and is a predicted model, not a curated record. The coding region runs from base 1 to 1125 and encodes 374 amino acids. Gene Ontology annotation, molecular function: acyltransferase activity, transferring groups other than amino-acyl groups. Gene Ontology annotation, biological process: mycotoxin biosynthetic process. NCBI's taxonomy places the organism in Eukaryota, Fungi, Ascomycota, Leotiomycetes, Helotiales, Sclerotiniaceae. The transcript has 7 exons.
AUGCAAUUCUGGUUAUCUUUGUCAACAAAGAAACACAUGGCAAUUCGAUACACAGUCAAGGAGAGUGCACCGGCUGGAACCAACGACUUCGUUGGACCACCAUCGGAUGCAUCUUGGAAGGCAUGGCUAGAUUUGGUUCGGCCCAGCCUCAUUCGAGUUUCACAUGAGGAGAUGGUGAUAGCUAAGGAAGACCCGGAGCAUUCAGUGAAGGUAGAAGGAGGCGGAUACAUGGGAUCGCUCGGAGUUUAUCACGAGUUGCACUGUCUGGUAAGACGGCAAUCCAUUAUUUGCUCUGGAAAUACUGCUCUUUAUAGUUUCCAAUGGGAGCGUAAUGGCACGCGAAAGCCCCGCACAAAGACAAACUCGGAGCGUGUUUGUGUAGAUUUUGAUAACUUGGAAGCGUGGAAUUUGGAAAGAGAAAUUGGGCUUUUACCAUUAUUAGAAAUUACCAACGCAGCCGACUUUGCUGAAGUAGUUAAAGUCGAGCACAAAGCUUAUGCCACACCAGCAAACAGUCUAUGGGAAGUCCUCAAAGGUCCCAACAUCGAAGAAUGUGCUGAGCGACAAUGGGCUUGGCAUAUAGGCACCCCAAACAGCCACUGGCUCACUGUAAAGGAUGGAAAUAAGAUAAUCAGUGGUGCUGAGUGGAUUGUCCAUGAAACAAAUCCGUUCGAAAAGCAACAGCCGAUUGUGAAAGCCACUUGGUGGCCAGAAGGACCACUGAAGACAAUUUCUGACAAUUUAUUCGAAACAUUCUUUGGAGGUCGCCCUUCAGUCAUGAAUCGUCCACACUUGCUCUUGAAUUAUUGCUUCGUAGAUCCAGAGCACCGCCGUAAAGGAGCAGGUAGCUUGAUGAUGCAAUGGGGUUGCAAGCUCGCCGACGAAAAGGGACUCGAAGCAUUCGUAGAGUCUACUGAUGAUGGACGUGAAUUGUACAAAGCCCAUGGAUUCGCCAUUGUUCGCUCUUUCUUCCUUGAGGUACCACCUGCCACAAAGGGCGAUGAAGAGGAGUUCGCGAAAUUGAAGAAAGCCAUUGCACCUAAGCCGUAUCGUGUUUGGCUUAUGUGGAGACCCAAGGGUGGAAAGUUUGAGGAGGGGAAGACUGUGUAUUCGUGGGAGAAUUAA